UCAUCCACGUUUUGUCCAAUGUCCACGCCUACAUCUUCAGCCAAGCUGGAAGCUUCAAGGAAACCUCAGGCGGCGCGAAUCCUCGAAAUGCCCUUCGAGUUGAUCUCAGAAAUCAUGCAAAUUGGGCUUUUGCUGACGGUUCCGAAUCGAGAAAACAAUACAGGAAGGAUGAGCUAUGUGACUGGGCUUGCUUCCGUGUGCACUCGGUUUAGAGAGAUCGCGUUGGAGACACCGCAACUCUGGGUUUUGGAAUACUUCGACAUAUUGGGCUACCCUCUCAACGCCAAAACACAACGCUUUCUCGACCGCUCCAAACCCUGCACUUUCCGAGUAAUUAUUACGUCUCCAAACGGAGAGGACUCUGAUGACGAAGACUAUGACUCGUUCUCGGACGAGGAUGAGGAGCCAGGAAACGACGGCCUCUCGGAUAUGGUUGCCUCUGGUUUUGGAGACACGAUGGACAGAUGGGGGGAGGUUGUCGCCAUAGUUCAUGCACCAAGUGAACUCACGGAUCUUGCUGGGCUGUCCCCAGGCUAUCUCACCAACCUGACCAAAUUGCACUUCGAGCUCGCGCUCAUGCGCGAGCAGCCUUGGAAAGGGCCGCCUCUCAGACUUUUUUCGGUCGCCCCUCGCCUCUCACAGGCCAUAAUUAGGCUGCAUAAACUGAGCAAACCUGUUUCCGUUCUUCUCCCCCUUCCAUGGGCUCAACUUAAGGACCUCACUAUCGAACUUGAUACUCUCGACAGCACAUUCGCGACUCUGGUCCUCUGCCAAAACUUAGUUUCCCUCUCACUGGCAGUUUUGUUGACCCACGCGGAGAUCAAGUUUACGCACCCCAAAAUAACACUGCCAGCACUCGAAAAGCUGGAUUUGCACGUACUUCCUAUCGCCACUUUCGGAUCACUCUGUCCUGCGCUCGAGGCGCUAAUGCUUCCUGCCUUGAAGCGCUUCGAAGUGGAGUUUGGGCCCGAAGCAUGGGUGUCUGAGCAAGUUGCCACUGCCCUCGAAAAGUUCCUAACGAACAAUCCUUCGAUAACCAACUUGGUUGUCGGAAAUAUAACGGACACGCCGCUCCUCCGCAUCCUCCGGUGCCUGCCCAAACUCACCGAGUUGAGCAUUGCUGACAAUGGCCUCGCUGAAGUGAUCGACGACAAGCUGUUACAAGCACUGUCCGAUGGAAAACUGGUGCCUGCGGUCCAGUCGCUCGAACUCCUCAGCGGCACCAAAAAAUUGAAGGAGCCGGCUCUCUUCCGCAUGAUUUCUACUCGAUGGCAGGAGGACAACGGCUUCGCCAAGCUUAAGCGGUGCAGAGUUGAGGCAGAAUAUCUCCUCAACGAUGAUUUUUUCGCCAAGAUCAAAGCUUUGCGGGAUGAAGGGCUUGUAUGGGAGUUUGAGGUCAAGGUGCCGGAUUUAGACUCGGACGAAGAGAACUCAGAGGAAGAUGACUACUACCGAUGGGAGUCUUAUUACUAG
This is a messenger RNA of Mycena indigotica, 1473 nucleotides long. RefSeq names its product F-box domain-containing protein. Bases 19 to 1473 code for a protein of 484 amino acids. NCBI's taxonomy places the organism in Eukaryota, Fungi, Basidiomycota, Agaricomycetes, Agaricales, Mycenaceae. The transcript has a single exon. The record is from RefSeq and is a predicted model, not a curated record.